UUUUAUUAGAUCAAGUGUGACAUUCUGUGAUUGGCCACUGCACGGGGCUCCUUGGAACAGAACACUAUUUAAAUAGCACUUACUCCACAUUGAGGAAGAUGCAAGCGUGCAGCAAGGAGAGAUACGGAGGGAGAAGGCAUACAGGGGGAGAUCGCUGGAUGCAUAUUGCACGACAUAUGGACGAAGCAAUGUAAAUCCUGAACGAUGGAGUGUUCCUGGAAGGUGGUGGUACUGUUAGUGUUUGCUUCCCUGGGAAUUCAGUACACGGCCAUAAAGUCCUUAAGAACGGCAUUCAAGUCUCCCUGUCAGGUAAUGGGAGCAGAGAGCCGCUGCCUACAAAGGGAUGUCAGAGAUAAUGCCUCAAGGUUGUUGUGUGAAGAUCUUGGCCAACAAGAGAGCAGGAAGCACAUUAUCCUUCUGGCUACUACAAGAAGUGGAUCUUCAUUUCUGGGACAGAUAUUUAACCAGAACCCGGAUAUCUUCUACUUGUAUGAACCUCUUUACCAUGUCCAGAGGGCAUUCACCAAUUCAAGUGCCCGGAUGCAGAAACAGAUAGAUAGAAGGUCCCUCCUUGGAGCCUACAGAGACCUCCUGCAUAAUCUCUACAACUGUGACUUUUACUUCCUAGAAAAUUAUCUAAGGCCAGCACCCAAAGAUCACGAGACGACUUCUUUCUUCAGACGGGGCGCUAGCAAUGCUUUAUGUCUACCUCCAGUAUGUGAGCAGCUACAUCCAAUAGAAGAACACCUGUGUGCAAAAAAAUGCCGGACCGUCAACUUGACUUUGGUCUCCAAAUCUUGCCACCAAUAUAAACACAUGGCCAUAAAAACUGUAAGGAUCCCUGAGAUAAAUGACAUAAGAACUCUUGUGGAAGACCCCAGAUUGAAUCUGAAGGUAAUCCAUUUGGUAAGGGAUCCAAGAGGAAUUCUAGCUUCAAGGAUUAAUACCUUUACAGAUCUUUACCGGGCGUGGAAAAUUUGGAACUCAUCAGGAAGGAAGCCACACCACGUAGACCUAUCACAGAUUACCACCACUUGCACUGACCUCAUUAAUUCAGUGGAGACUGGAUUUAGCAGGCCUUCUUGGCUGAAAGGCAAAUACAUGCUUGUAAGGUAUGAAGACCUAGCAAGAGAUCCAAUAAGAAAGGCUAAAGAGAUGUAUGAAUUUGUAGGCCUAGGCUGGAAAAACAAUGUCCAGAAGUGGAUAGAGCAGAACACAAAUGGGAAUGGAGUUCCCCUUGGAAACUUUAAGUUUACAACAAGCAGAAAUGCAGCAGAAACAGCAGAGAAUUGGAGACUGCACUUAUGCUUGGACAUUGUCCUGGCGCUCCAGAACAUGUGCAAUGUAACCUUAUCACUUCUUGGGUACCAGUCAGUGGACUCAACACCUCAACUGAAGAACCUCUCUCAUACUCUUGUUGAGCCAAGAAUAUUUUUGCCAUUUACGUAGAACAGCAAUGGGGGAUGUUGGACUUUUGUGACUUUAGCAACCGAUUCAUCAAAAGAAAAUGUUUAAAUGGUGUUAAAUAUGGAGACCAAAGCCUUUUAUGUUGCAAGUUUGGGAGGAAUUGGGAAAAAAACCCCAAAAUAUUAUGAUUUUUUUUAUUGAAAUGUAGUGUUAUUUUUCAUGAUGGUGCUCUAAAGAUACUUCAACCCUUAAAUAUGUUUCAGUAUGCUGUUUCUGUAUACUGGGAGUUGCAGUUACCAGUAACAGGCAGGAGCAACACUGGAACACUGGAAGGAUUGACUGGGCUGUGCAUUGCCUACAGUAUUUGUCUGCUGUAGUGCACUACUGCUCUGUGUCUGCACUCACUGACAUAACAAAGUAGAACUAAAGCUAAACAAUGAAUUAGUCAAGAAAUACUACACUCUAUGUUUAAGGACUUCAUUGGUUCACAAUGUUACAUUACAUCUAUGCAAAAUAUAUUGUUUGGCCACAGCCAUUGGUUGGCAGCUCCUGCUCAUCAACAAAUGAUGAGUCAGACACUCUGUUUAGUAACUGCAUGUCAUAGGGAAGACCGUUAUUCAACUCUUGCCAUUUCUAAAUCCAUAUUCCAUUAUUGGCCUUCAAUUCACACGGCAUUUAUUUGAAACGGUUGCAAAACAAUCUCUUUAAAAUGCCAGAAGUGAGUGAGAAUAGUCAUUUUCCUGUUUAUGAGGAUUUAUCUGAUGGUUUUUUUCUGUCCAAACAUUACCUCCUAGAUUUGCAUAAUACUUUGUGCUCGCUGCUGUAUCUUUGUAGAGGUUAUUAGAAAACCAGUGGUGCACUCUAUUUACAGCUCUGGGCAGCUUCUUAAUCCCACCUUCCUCACAUCAUGCCUCCUCCCAUCUUAAAAGGCUAUGCCAUAUGUGGUUUAAUAAAAUGGGAUAAUAACACAAUAGGAGGCUUGUGGCCAGACAUUACCUGCAUAGACAAGGCUCAACACUUCACACUUACCCAACCCACUGGCAUGUAAGUAUAAGUAUGGUCAGACACUCUACAGUCUGCCCAAAUUGUUUCUCCUACUCCCAUGUAACUGGAGGAGUCCCAAGCCGGACUUGGAUUUCUUACU
This is a messenger RNA of Xenopus tropicalis (tropical clawed frog), 2551 nucleotides long. It is a transcript of the gene chst1l, whose product is annotated as carbohydrate sulfotransferase 1 like. Bases 205 to 1449 code for a protein of 414 amino acids. NCBI's taxonomy places the organism in Eukaryota, Metazoa, Chordata, Amphibia, Anura, Pipidae. Gene Ontology annotation, molecular function: keratan sulfotransferase activity; sulfotransferase activity. The transcript is spliced from 3 exons. Gene Ontology annotation, biological process: carbohydrate metabolic process. Gene Ontology annotation, cellular component: Golgi membrane. The record is from RefSeq and is a predicted model, not a curated record.